Messenger RNA from Lathyrus oleraceus (garden pea), 786 nucleotides. RefSeq lists its product as uncharacterized. The record is from RefSeq and is a predicted model, not a curated record. Gene Ontology annotation, molecular function: RNA-DNA hybrid ribonuclease activity; nucleic acid binding. NCBI's taxonomy places the organism in Eukaryota, Viridiplantae, Streptophyta, Magnoliopsida, Fabales, Fabaceae. The transcript has a single exon. The coding region runs from base 1 to 786 and encodes 261 amino acids.
AUGCCAGGCUUCGAGAUAAGCCUCGAGGAAGGCCCUGAACCAGGAUCGCGGUGGACGCUCGUGUUCGACGGUGCUUCUAAUGCUCGAAGCCAUGGCAUAGGUGUUGUUAUCUUAUCUCCGACCGGUUUCCACCUUCCAUUUACCGCUAGAUUAUGUUUUUACUACACCAACAACAUGGCAGAAUAUGAAGCACGUAUCUACGGUUUGGAGGCGGCGAUCAACUUAAGGAUCAAGAUUCUGGAAGUAUACGGAUAUUCAACUCUGGUAAUAAGUCAAGUAAAAGGUGAUUGGGAGACUCAGGAUAGCCAGUUGAUACCUUACAAGGAGCAUAUCAGGAAACUGGUACCCUACUUUGAUGAAAUAUUUUUUCAUCAUAUUCCUAAGGAAGAAAAUCAGUUAGCAAAUGCUCUAGCCACGUUGGCAUCUAUGUUUAAAGUCAAAUGGAAGAAUGAAGCACCAGCUAUCCAUAUUGACCACUUGGAUGAACCAGCACAUUGUCUAGCAAUCGAGGCUGAUCAUGAUGAUAAGCCCUGGUUCUAUGACAUAAAUACAUUCCUAGACAAACGAAAAUAUCCCGAGGGCAUAUCCAUCACUAAUAAGAAGGCUUUAAGAAGACUCUCUUCCAAGUUCUUCCUAAACGGUGAUGUGUUAUACAAGCGAAAAUAUGAUUUUAUACUGCUCAGAUGCGUGGAUAGACACGAAGCUAGUACGAUCAUAAAAUCCAUACAUGAAGGCUGCAAGGGUGUACAUGCAAAAGGUCCUACUAUGGCCAAGAAGAUCCUUUAG